This is a messenger RNA of Ilyonectria robusta, 1287 nucleotides long. RefSeq lists its product as uncharacterized. Bases 1 to 1287 code for a protein of 428 amino acids. The record is from RefSeq and is a predicted model, not a curated record. Lineage: Eukaryota; Fungi; Ascomycota; Sordariomycetes; Hypocreales; Nectriaceae. The transcript has 4 exons.
AUGCUUCCUCUCCCUGCUGUCUCUGCUGGGGCCGCUCCUCGACCACUCCUUGGCCUCUCUCUGUGUCCUCGACUCGAUCCCAGCGGGCUUUGCCACGCCAGCCCGGAGCGACGAUCAAACGCACACCCCGACACUGGACGCGCCCCCCCUCCCGUCGGCCCAUACCAACGAUUCUGGUCGCCAAAGUCUCCCAAGGGCGCGCGGCAAACCCAGUUACACAUCCAGGGCCACCAGCGCCAUCGCCACGCCUCGCACCGUUUCGCACUCGCUCGUUGGAGAGCCUCCGUCCGUGUGCUACGUCCUGCUACAGCUCUGGGCCUUGAGGAGGAGAAAGCUGUCGAGGUGCAGAUGCGACGGAUGUCCGACCCGACUUCGAGAACACAAUACUCUGGCCCGGUCUGUUGUCCGGAAAAGGGCAGAAGCCACAGAGACGCCGGCCCUGCGGCUGAUGUGGAGCUCAGCCACUUCCCAUCCGCCACCGGACGCAAGCCGGAAGCGCGAUGCGUCGACUUGCUUUGCCCUUCAUUCAUCCCUUUGGCUGGCUACUCUGCACAUAGCAGUAACCCCCAUGCUAAUGCUCGUCGUCGACCCAACGACACGGCGGCCCGUCGCGUCGCUACCUGGAGGUUCAACGAGCCCCUGCCAUCAUCGUGUGACAGGGCGACGCACGCAAUCACACCUUAUCCAGCCUCCCGGACUGCUCUGACCACGGAGUACGUACCCCCAACUCCACCAGGCCGGCUUGCCCUUGGUGAUGGCGACGGGUUGGUGGCCGUCAAAAUGAGGCCCCAUGCGGGUGCCCUUCCCGUCAUUGGAUCGUGCCUCCUGGUGGGGCGAUGUUGGCACGCCUUGUGCACGUUGAAUCUGGGAUGGGCCCCCCUAUCCAACCGAACGGUUCUUUUACCGGACGUGGUGAUCGGUUCCCACAGAACCUCCCACUUCCCAUCACGAAUGACACCCGACGGCCGAUACGUACAACAUCCACUCCCGUUGACGAACCCGGCCGAUGGCCAAGACAGGGGCAAGAGGAUCCAGCACCCUGUUUCGUCCACGUGCCACUAUCACCCGUCAAUUGCUGGGGACAUCUUUUCCCCAUCUGCCUCCCCACAAGAGGGUUUUGACACGGUCCACCAUCCAUCAACUGCAACCCACAUCCCGCCGCUCGUUAUGCCGCCGCGAAUCCAAAGAGCUUACGUACGCCGUCCCACUGUGGCCCAAGCUUGUCUUGUGUUUACGCCUCAAUCACCAAGCCAGAUGGUCCUAGUCCCGGAGCUCCUCUCCGACUGA